Molecule: messenger RNA, 1920 nt
Organism: Eucalyptus grandis
Lineage: Eukaryota; Viridiplantae; Streptophyta; Magnoliopsida; Myrtales; Myrtaceae
Product: mediator of RNA polymerase II transcription subunit 19a
Exons: 8
Coding region: 667-1323 (218 amino acids)
Biological process (GO): positive regulation of transcription by RNA polymerase II
Cellular component (GO): mediator complex
Molecular function (GO): transcription coregulator activity; transcription factor binding
Source: RefSeq, a predicted model, not a curated record
AAGGUCCUAGAUCACAACCCGAGUGACGAGGUCAUCGUACGCGAGAGGGAGCGAGAGGAGAAAUACUAACGUUUGAAACCCUAAUAAUUUCCCCCGCUCUCUCAACGAAACGAAAUCUUGCAUCGCCCAAUUCAUUCGCCCCGUCUGAACUCCGGCCCCAUCUCGCGCACGAACUUGAUCGGAACCGCCUCGUGACAUCUCAAUUUCCCGUCGUUUGCCCCGCCGCGCGAAGCUCUCUUUGCUCACUCGGCCACGGCCAAAUGGAGCAUCCGGAAUUCGUCCUUCCGUCUGCGCGUCAAUUCGUUCGGCGGAGCUGAAUUCGAGAAGUCGUCUGCGUUUUCUUUUCGCUUACUGUUGCUGAUUUCAAGUCCGAGCCAUACUUGAGGAGGGAUUCGGAUCAGUGUAGAAGCUUUUCAGCAGUUUGAGAGACUUUGUUUGGGUAGAGAGAGAGAGAGAGAGAGAGAGAGAGAGAGAGAGAGAGAGAGACGUUUUGAAUUCUUCCUGUCACUGUGAUCUGUAGAAGAAUAAGCGGCGUCCCGGAUUGUUGCUAAAGGCAUAUUGCUUAGAUCUGGCUUCAAGUCUCUCUAGAGCCAAAAGUAUAAAAGAGAUAUAAUAAUUGCUUCUAAAAAGUCGUAUUUGUGAUUAGCUGCACCAUGAAAGAUUGAUAUGGAUCCUGAAAGCAAGAAUUUUGGAAAAGGAUCGAGAGAAUUGACUGGCUCUGUAGAUCUCAUAAAUCACUUUAAGCUGUCACCCCAUCAUGAUUUUUUCUGCAAGAAGUCCCUACCACUGUCACUUUCUGACACCCACUAUCUUCAUAAUUUGGUGGGAGAUACUGAAAUUCGGAAAGGAGAGGGUAUGCAGUUGGAUCAGCUUAUUCAGAGUACAUCAAACGGGAGAGAUUCUCACUUCCGCAUACAACCUUUUGACCUAGAUUCUCUUCGAGAUGCAUUCCAUCUGAGGGAAACCACCCGUGUUGACUUACCUGCAACAGAGAAGGGGAUUCCGACUAUUUCAGGAAAAUCAAGAAGUGAAUCGAAGGAUAAGGAGAAAAAGCAUAAAAAACAUAAAGAUAGAGAUAAGGAGAAAGAUAGAGAGCAUAAGAAGCACAAGCAUCGUCAUAAAGAUCGGAGCAAAGACAAAGACAAGGAAAGGAAAAAGGACAAAGUUGGGCAACAUGAUUCAGGAGUUGACAACUCCAAAAAACAUCAUGAAAAGAAAAGGAAGCAUGAUGGAGAUGAAGAUCUUAAUGAGCACAAACACAAGAAAAGUAAGCAUAAGAGCGCAAAACUUGACGAGGUGGGAGUCAUAAGGGUCGCGGGAUGAUGUGGUGGCAUAUUAUAGUAGUUCAUGUGCUUUCUUCACGUUUUGUCAGUAAAGGCUCUGGGGAUUUCUCUUACUGUUACUUAAGAGUGACCGAAGAUUGACCGAAGAUUUGAAGGUGAAUUCACCUUUGAAGAAUAUUCAGAUGUGAGGUAUAAUUGCUGAAUUUGAUUUCUUUGUAUUACAAAUGGGGGGAUUUCAUAUAGUUGAAACUAAUUUUUUUUCCAUCAGCUUAAUGGCAGAAUUGGAUGUCCAGCUCUUUAACAUUGUUAAUUAUUUCUUUAAUUUGGAAGCAUAGUUCUAUACUUAGUCUGAACGGAGUUUCCAGUUUUGAUUCCCAAGGAAAAUUGAUUUUGGAGGGGAUGUGUAUAUUGAUAUUUCCUCCCCCUCCAUCACACUAGCAUAUUAUUUAUGUCUGAUAUGCCUAAUUUAGUAAGAGGUUGCGAGCGUUGAGGAAUAUGUCAUGCAAUAUGACACCUCAGGACAUAAUGUUCAGUGUAUUGUUCUGUCAACUGACAGAAAUUGCCUAAAUUUAAUUACUGAUGGUGCUUCAAGGGGAAAAGGAUGGCACUAGUUAGUGUACAUGGAAAGUGUUGCUUC